AUGGAGCCUGCACACGACGACGGCACGGCCGAAGAUUCCAAGGGGCCACAUACGGAAAGGAACCCGUCUUUAGUAUCUUCUUUGUCGUUGUUGUCGUCAUCAUCAUCAACUUCGACAUCAUCUUUCAAUUCCUUAAUAGACAUCAAUGAAUUCGAAAACGAAGCAGACAUCAUCAUCAAUGGAACCGAUUCACAAUUAACGCCCACAACCCCACAAAGUCCUGUUACCCAUGAACAAACAGAUCAUCCCCUAGACGAUGAUACCCUUUUACCUCCAACUCCAACUCAUGCUCAAACCCCUGUUUCACAAAUUUUAGACAAAUCAUUCGUCGGCUAUGAUCCUAGUAGGAUCCCAUCUUCUGUCUUUUCAAGAAAGAAUACAGGUCAGGAGUGGAGUGUAGCAUCCAACGAAUCAUUGUUUAGCAUUCACAUGGGAAAUAAUAGUUUUUCAAUGGGAACGUCUGACUUAUUCUUUCCUUACGACCCCAACAACUACAACCCUCAAAUAGGGCUGCAACCACCUCAAUCGCAACCGCAACCGCAACCACCGCAACCGCAACCACCGCAACCGCCGCCGCCGCAGAUGGUUAGCGAUACGAAUCAAACCUCGUUUGAUCCAGCAAAUGAAGAGGAAACAAUCACUAAUCCCCCGCCUCAAAUCGUGGUGAAAGAAGAAGAUAGGGUUGGCUCAUUAGAUGGAGAUCGGUCAAGUGUUGGUACGAGCACAACUCAUUUGUCAGAAGAGAGUGGGACUAGUAGUAAUUCGUUUGUGUUUCCAUUAUUAUUGGGGGGUGAAGUUGCGAAUAAUACGAAAACGUCAGAAGUGGUGCCGCCGUCUAGUAAGGCGACAUCUCCCUCUCCUCCUGUUCCUUCUCCUCCUCCGGAGAGAACGGUGUCUUUACGGAAGGAGGAGAAGGAGGAAGUUGAGAAGUCAAAAUCGGGACAAGAAACUCCGGAGGCUGCUCCCAGUGGUGGCCAUGAAGAAGCCCCGGAGAACAAGACAUGGUUAUCAUAUUUUUCUUGCUUCUCGUUUUGUCCGAUUAAUUCAUGGCAUUUUUGCUGGCCAAAUCGUUUGUCUAAUGAAAAGAAGGGAAAUGAAACGGAAUCGAAAAACUAG
Molecule: messenger RNA, 1116 nt
Organism: Impatiens glandulifera
Lineage: Eukaryota; Viridiplantae; Streptophyta; Magnoliopsida; Ericales; Balsaminaceae
Product: ras guanine nucleotide exchange factor L-like
Exons: 1
Coding region: 1-1116 (371 amino acids)
Source: RefSeq, a predicted model, not a curated record